AUGUUUAAUGAUAAAUAUGAAUUGCGGGAGCGGAGUCGCACGUCUGAUCGACUGGAUAGACUCGAGAAGCAAUGGCAGGACGAGCGCAGAACACAACGAAAUGCGUAUGAUGCGUUACGUGACGAGGAACGUGCGUGUGAAGAACGUUUGCAGCGCGCUCAAGCUGAUGUUGAAACAUACCAAAGACGCAACCAUGUCUUAGAACAUGAAAUUGAUAGAGCGCGUCAAACUACUGACAUAUUCCGUGGAGAUCAACCAUGGAUCAUCACAGGAGAAGAAAUCAAACUCUCCGAUAAGGUUCUUGGCACUGGCGCGUGGGGAAGAGUCCUUGAAGGGAAUUUUCGAGGAACAAAAGUGGCAGUGAAAGAAAUCCACGAAAUAAUUCAAUCAGCUCAUAACAGACUCCUCUUUGAUCGCGAAAUCACGUUUGCCACUGUUUGUCAGGGAUGGUAUGGAGUUGUUCCUAUGCUGUUUCUAGAAAUAUCGAUACUUCGUAAUGAUAAAGUUAACGAUGAAUAUUUCUUAUCGUUGUUAUUUUUUCUCAAGAAUCAAAUAUUAAGCAAAAGAAACAAGUUUAAGUGCCACUUAAAUGAAACUAUAAACACAUGAGUAAGGGAGAAUGAGGCGCCUAACUUUGCGCUUCAGUAUGUACAUCAUUCCGUGCAACUGAUUAUCCGAACAGGAACCCAUACCCUAAAAUGUAAUGUUAAGUUUUUCUUGCUAAGGGAGUUGCGCAUAUUUUAAAAGAAGAGGACUGUCUCUCUUGGUUCAUCCUCUCCUAUAUGGACAAUGAUUUCAUGUAA
Molecule: messenger RNA, 803 nt
Organism: Pocillopora meandrina
Lineage: Eukaryota; Metazoa; Cnidaria; Anthozoa; Scleractinia; Pocilloporidae
Source: the annotation of a GenBank genome assembly